AGUGUUUCUGGGACCCUUCCGUGUCUCGGACGUUUCUUGUCGCGCGCUCGGGCGAUCGUUACAGGACACAAAAUCACCGAAAGGACCGGAGCACAACAUUUCGGGACGAGGCCAGUGACGCGCUGGCGUUCUGCGCAGCGAUUGGCUGUCGGGCCCCGGAGGGCGUGGCGACGGCGUGGGUUCGCCUGUGUGACACAAUUACAACAACUUUAAUCCGCUCGCGAACACAACUUUGAGAUUGUUUGAAUACGUUCCGCGGUUUUAAGCGUGCAACGGGCAGCGCAUCGACACUGAGCCGCCGUCACAGCUUAUUCCUGCAAAGCGAUGUGAGGCGCCGCGCCGCUGGAGGGCCAGCUCACUGCGCACGGGGCUCAGAUUCACUGGAGAGAGAAAAGUCGGCGUUUAUUGUGGCUUGUGGACGCACGGAGCUCGCCUUCCCUCGAUCUCGCGGCGCGGUUCCAUGAAAUCGUGCCGAGUGCCGCUCUCCGCCGCCGCCGCCGCCGAUGAGGAGAAGAAAAUGGCGGCGGGAAAAGCGAGCGAACCCGAGGAGGACGCGCCGCGGCUCAGCGCGCAGGAGAGCGACGCUCUGGCCCGCGUCGACAGCUCUCUGUUCGGACGCCAGCGGCUGCGUGAAGAUGGCGCCAGCACGAAGGCCCUGCUCCUGAAGGCUGUUCGCUGCUACGAGUCUCUCAUCCUGAAAGCUGAAGGAAAAGUGGAUCCCGAGUUCUUCUGCCAGCUGGGUCAUUUCAACCUCUUACUGGAGGAGUAUCCGAAAGCAUUAUCGGCGUACCAGCGGUACUACAGUUUACAAUCAGACUACUGGAAGAAUGCUGCCUUUCUGUACGGCCUCGGGAUGGUUUACUUCCAUUUCAAUGCGUUUCAGUGGGCGAUCAAGGCGUUUCAGGAGGUGCUGUACAUCGACCCCGGCUUCUCUCGCGCUAAAGAGAUUCAUCUGCGUCUCGGCCUGAUAUUCAAAGUCAACACGGACUACGAGUCCAGCUUAAAGCACUUUCAGCUGGCGCUCAUCGACUCCAAUCACUGCUCUUUGUCCAAAGCUGAGAUUCAGUUUCACAUCGCGCAUUUAUACGAGAUUCAGAAGAGAUACCGCGCGGCCAAGGAGGCCUAUGAGAGUCUCCUGCAGACGGAGGAUUUACCUGCGCAGGUGAAGGCCGUGACCUUACAGCAGCUGGGCUGGAUGCAUCAUACGGUCGAGCAGCUGGGAGAUAAAGCUAAUAAAGACAGCUACGCUAUCCAGUGUCUCCAGAAAUCUCUGGAAGCCGAUCCGAACUCUGGCCAGUCCUGGUAUUUCCUCGGCAGGUGCUACUCCAGUAUUGGGAAGGUCCAGGAUGCUUUCAUCUCAUACAGACAGUCCAUAGAUAAAUCAGAGGCCAGCGCUGACACGUGGUGCUCGAUCGGCGUGCUGUAUCAGCAGCAGAAUCAGCCCAUGGACGCUCUGCAGGCGUAUAUCUGCGCCGUGCAGCUGGAUCACAGUCACGCCGCGGCCUGGAUGGACCUGGGCACGCUCUACGAGUCCUGCAACCAGCCGCAGGACGCCAUCAAGUGCUACGUCAACGCCACACGCAGCAAAGCCUGCAGCAACACACCUGCGCUGGCGGCCCGCAUCAGAUACCUGCAGGCUCAGUUCUGUAACCUCCAACACAAUAGUCUACAGAGUAAAAGUAAAAUGCUUCCUGGUAUUGAGGAAGCCUGGAGCCUCCCAAUCCCAGCAGAGCUAACGUCCAGACAGGGUGUCCAGAGCACAGGCCAGCAGGCAUGUAAAGCUCAGCCCGGGUCGUCAGGUGGGGCUCAUGGCUCCGGUCAGUCGCUGCCCCCCCACGUGAGUCCGCUGGAUCAGGCUGAGGAUCAGUCCAGUCCAGCCAAGAGGAAGAGGACUGCCAGCCCAGCCAAGAGUUCUACAGAGUCUUGGACCCACAGUUCAGCACAGCCACCAGCUCCCAACUGGUACCUGUCUCCUCAGAAGCUGCAGUUGCUGGAGCAGUUGCGGGUCAACCGUGCGAGUCUGAAGCCGCUUCAGCUGCAGAUGUUGGAGCAGUUGGAGGCUCAGCUGUCAGCCAUGCACCAGCAACAGAUGAGGCAAAACUCUUCUGGGCAAAUACGAGUCACCCUCCCCAACGGCCCCUCACUGCCUGCUCACCCUGUUCCUCGCGGCCCGGCCGUGCCACCGUCUUGUAACGCUCAGCCGUUAGCCAACGGCCCGCAGCCCCCUUCAGUCGGCAAUAAUCACACGCCAGGAACCAGAGCGAACGGAGACGUGCCUUACCUGCACCCCAACUCACUACCUCACAACUGCACAAGCCCAGGAGACACAUGGAGGAGCCAGCGUCUCAACUCCACUCAGGGGCUUCAGAAAGGUCCGGGUUCGCAUUGGGCUGGUCCUAAUGGAGACCGGACUCUCUCUUCCAGUGCUUCAGCCGACGGCGGCCCUCACAAUCAGGUUGGACUUCCCGCCACGACCCCAUCGGAGCCAGCUGUCAAUCAUCUGUCCUCUCCUUCCUCCACGUCGUCCCCCGCUUCUUCCUCCUCGCAAACGGCUACCUCAGGUGUGCCCCACGGCACUGGCCCGACCAAAGAGAGCGCCGCCCUGCAGGCCAACGGUUCCACUGCCACCAACCACCACAGUCCCGACCGCUCGCCCACUUCCACUUCCGGCUCUCCGGCAGCUGCUUCCGCAGACAAUCCACAGCUCUCCGCUCUUCUCAGGAGCAAGGAGAGUCCUGCCGUGAGCUCGAGGGUGAACCACAUCCACCCGGGCACCACGCUAAUGGCGUCCACCGCUUCUUCGCCCGCCUCAUCACCGCCACCCCGCUCCGCAGAGCUUAACAAGCCAGGCUCCUCCGCGCCGCCCGCCGUCACCGUUAACGGAGGUGGAGGGGGAGCGUGUUCAGAAGACUCUCAGAGCCCGCUGAAGCUGGAGCCGCCGGAGCUUUGCAUCAAAACCGCCACAGCUCUCAAACCCUCUCUCUCGUCCUCCACCGUCUCCAUUUACCCCACUUCAGCAGACGUCCUGAAAGCCUGCAGGAAUCUCCGGAAGAACGGUCUGUCGAGCAGCAGUAUCCUGCUGAACAAGUGUCCGCCGCCGCGGCUUCCUCCUCCUCCGUCACCGCCGCUCGCUAAAGACAAGCUCAACCCACCGACGCCGAGCAUCUAUUUGGAGAAUAAAAGGGACGCGUUCUUCCCGCCGCUGCACCAGUUCUGUACCAACCACUCCAACCCUGUCACCGUCAUCCGCGGCCUAGCUGGAGCCCUCAAACUAGAUUUGGGCCUGUUCUCCACGAAGACACUAGUAGAGGCAAACCCGGAGCACCUGGUGGAGGUGCGGACGCAGCUGUGUCAGCCGGCCGAUGAGAACUGGGACGCCAGCGGUCUGAAGAAGCAGUGGCGCUGCGAGAGCAUCCGCUCCUACACCACCAUCUCCACAUACGCACAGUACCAGGCCUCGUCCUUCCAGGACUCGCUGCGGGAAGAGCAUGAGAAGAAGGGCCAGAAAGAGCUGUCAGACUCUGAAGUGACGUCAUCAGAAACUGUUUCCAGGAGGCGGAAAGGUCCUUUCAGACAAGUCAAGUUUGGGACGAACAUUGACGUCUCUGAUGAAAAGAAGUGGAAGCUGCAGCUGCAGGAACUCAGUAAGCUGCCUGCGUUUGCGCGUGUGGUGUCUGCCGGGAACCUGCUGAGUCACGUGGGGCACAGCAUUCUGGGUAUGAACACGGUCCAGCUCUUCAUGAAAGUCCCAGGCAGCAGAACUCCAGGCCAUCAGGAGCAUAAUAACUUCUGCGCCGUCAACAUCAACAUCGGGCCGGGCGACUGCGAGUGGUUUGCCGUGCCGGAGCCGUACUGGGGCGUGAUGAGCGAGUUCUGUGAGAAGAACAACAUAAACUUCCUGAAGGGCUCGUGGUGGCCGAAUCUGGAGGAUCUGUACGAGGCUAACGUGCCGGUGUACCGCUUCAUCCAGCGGCCUGGAGAUCUGGUGUGGCUGAACACGGGGACGGUGCACUGGGGUCAGGCCAUCGGCUGGUGCAAUAACAUCUCGUGGAGCGUGGGCCCUCUGACCGCGUAUCAGUACAAGCUGGCCGUCGAACGUUACGAGUGGAACAAACUCCAGAGCGUCAAAUCUAUGGUUCCCAUGGUGCAUCUGUCCUGGAACAUGGCGAGGAACAUUAAAGUGUCCGACCACAAGCUGUUUGAGAUGAUCAAGUUCUGUCUGCUGCGGACGCUCAAGCAGUGUCAGACGAUUAAAGAGGCGCUGGUGUCUGCUGGGAAGGAGACGGUCUGGCACAGAAGAAGCCGAGAUGAGCCGGCUCAUUACUGCAGCAUCUGUGAGGUGGAGGUGUUUAACCUGCUCUUUGUGACGAGCCACAGUUACUCCAGGAAGUCCUGCGUGGUUCAGUGUCAGGAUUGCGCUCGGAAGGCCAGCAGCGAGCUCGACGGUUUCGUGGUGCUGCAGCAGUUCAGGAUGGAGGACCUCAUGCAGGUUUACGACCAGUUCUCAUUAGGUGUGACUGUAGACUGUAGCGUUGGGUGA
Sinocyclocheilus grahami is the source of this 4540-nucleotide messenger RNA. Its product is annotated as lysine-specific demethylase 6A-like. NCBI's taxonomy places the organism in Eukaryota, Metazoa, Chordata, Actinopteri, Cypriniformes, Cyprinidae. Bases 461 to 4540 code for a protein of 1359 amino acids. The transcript is spliced from 30 exons. Gene Ontology annotation, biological process: heart development; regulation of gene expression. Gene Ontology annotation, molecular function: histone H3K27me2/H3K27me3 demethylase activity; RNA polymerase II cis-regulatory region sequence-specific DNA binding; protein binding. Gene Ontology annotation, cellular component: MLL3/4 complex. The record is from RefSeq and is a predicted model, not a curated record.